Camellia sinensis is the source of this 1774-nucleotide messenger RNA. The record is from RefSeq and is a predicted model, not a curated record. Lineage: Eukaryota; Viridiplantae; Streptophyta; Magnoliopsida; Ericales; Theaceae.
CACUGUAGAUGCAUUCCGCUAUGGCUGCAUUGAAGGUUGCAAUGCAUAUAUCCUAAGUCACUUCCAUGCUGAUCACUAUGGUGGCUUGACCAAGGGAUGGUCACAUGGCCCCAUCUAUUGUACCCCUCUCACCGCUCGGCUGCUCAGAAUGUGUCUAUAUGUUAAUCCAUUAUUCAUCCGUCCUUUGGAAUUAGGUACUGAACAUGUCAUCGAUGGAAUCAAAGUGACAAUGUUAGAAGCUAAUCACUGCCCCGGUGCAGCUCUUAUUCACUUUUGUCUUCCAAAUGGACAACGUUAUUUGCACACCGGAGACUUUAGAGCCAGUAAACUUAUGCAUGCUUAUCCCCUUCUCAUAAACCAACGAGUCAAGGCACUUUAUCUUGACACGACAUACUGCAACCCAAAGUACAGGUUCCCUUCCAAAGAAGAUGUUAUGAGUUUUGUUGUGAGAAUCACGCAGAACUCUCUGAGGAAGCAACCCAAAACCCUUGUUAUUGUUGGGGCGUAUAGCAUCGGGAAGGAAUGUGUUUAUCUUGCAAUUUCCAAGGCUUUAGGGGUUAAAAUAUAUACAAACACCACAAGGAGGCGUAUUCUGCAGUCUUUUGGUUGGCCUGAACUUUCUGGGAAUCUGUGUUCACAAGGGAAUGAAACACCUCUCCAUGUACUGCCCAUGUCAUCUCUGAGAUUCGAGAUCCUAGAGCAUUAUUUAAAGCCGUAUAUGAAUCAGUAUACAGCAGUUUUGGCAUUUAGGCCAACAGGUUGGACUUACUCUGAAACGAUUGGUAAUUGCUUGGACCUAAUAAAACCCACUUCCAGAGGCAUUGUCACAAUUUAUGGAGUUCCAUAUAGCGAGCACUCCAGCUUCACAGAACUACAAGAGUUUGUUCAGUUUCUCAGGCCUGACAAGAUAAUUCCAACUGUAAAUAUUGGAAAUGCUGCUAAUCGAGAUAAGAUGCAGUCUUACUUUAAAGAAUGGAUGAAACGAUAACGGUUCUCACCAGAAUUCUGUAGUUCAUACUUCUCAGUUGUGUAGAGUGCUCUCUGUAUCAGGAAUGGAAAGAUUGGCUUAUCCAGUUUAUGAUUAUUGGCACAAGGGUAAAGGUUUCACGAAAUUCAUUAGUCCUUUAUAUUGUUUACUCUUUAUUAAUUAAAUCUUUUUGUUUGUAACAUGAUGGCACUAUUUGGGAGGAAUACUUUUUUUUUUUUUUGAUUGGCACCGGGAUAUCCAGAUCAACGCCUGACUAAUCCCAAGGGGUGCAUAAGCUCUCGGCAUGGAGUUUUCUGCAAGUACACCAUAGUUAAUUCAAGGGUUUUUUUCUAGUCCGAUGGCCCCAAGGAAGUGAUGGCACUAUUUGGGAGGAAUAAUUAAAAGUCAUGUAGCCACAGAAGAAUAUUACUGAAAUUGAUAAAAAGAUUUACAUCAAUUCCUAUCACCUUCUCAGUGGCAAUUAUACUCUUGCGCAUGACACAUAGGCUUGCUUCUUACUCUGGAUGUUGCUGAUACUAGCGCAUGUUCCUAUUAUGUGUUAGUUGGUGGAUCUCAGCAGUGAAACAAUUUUUUGCCCCAUUUUGUGCAAGGAAAUUAUAGUUAAUUUUGUUUGGUUGUAGAGAUGGAGGGCAAUCUCAUUUGCAGCAUUGGUUUAUGCUUUCCAAACAUCAUUGUAAUCAAUUUUAUAGGCCUAAUUGACUUGGUUGAGUGGAGAAAACCGAUGUAAAACCACCUUUUGCUGAGAUGCUUUGAUUCUUUAGUAUGUAGAUAGAUGUGUUUUACUUA